AGUUAAUUAUCGUUUACUUCAAAACGACGUGAAGUUUUUCACUUAAAAUAAUGUCGUUUGCAAUUGUCACGCACUAUUAACAGAUUUCAAGAGGUAAAAACAGACAAAAACAGAGAAAUGGCUCUGCUGAAUUCAGCUUCUUUGUUGGGCAUCCCCACUAAACUCCCCACCUUCUUCACCACCCCUAAAGAUAAAUGGAACAUUUGCAGAUUGAUUUCUCCUCAAACUCGUUCAUUUCUCACUAGUUGUAGUGUUAAGACAACCCUUUUGGGUGAAGACUCUGGCGCUGUAAUGGGUCCUCAUACGACGUCGUUUUCGGGGUCGUACGGGCAAUCCAAGAGGGUGUGGAUAUGGACUGAGAACAAGGAGGUUAUGACGGCCGCCGUGGAGAGAGGAUGGAACACUUUUCUCUUUUCUUCUCAAAGUCGAGAACUUGCCGAUGAGUGGUCUUCAAUUGCAGUUAUAUCUCCUCUAUAUAUUGAAGAGGGAGGGGUUUUUGAUAAGGAGAAGAGAAGAGUUGGAUCUGUAUUUAAGAUUUCUAAUCCAGGAGAGUUGGAACUACUUCAACCUGAAAAUGGGUUGGCAAAGAAUGUUGUUGUUGAUUUACUAGAUUGGCAGGUAAUUCCUGCAGAGAAUAUUGUUGCAGCAUUUCAAGGAAGUGAAAAAACAGUCUUUGCAAUCUCAAAAACAUUUUCUGAAGCACAACUCUUCCUUGAGGCCCUCGAGCACGGAUUGGGUGGAGUUAUUCUCAAAGUUGAGGAUACAAAACCUGUUUUUGAGCUAAAGGAAUAUCUUGACAGAAGAAAUGACUUGAACAACGUAUUGAGCUUGACCAAGGCAACUGUAACCCGAGUUGAAGCAGCAGGAAUGGGAGAUCGAGUUUGUGUUGAUCUGUGUACCAUCAUGAGGCCCGGUGAAGGACUCCUCGUUGGAUCAUUUGCUAGAGGGCUGUUCCUUGUUCACUCAGAAUGCUUGGAGUCAAAUUACAUUGCCAGCAGACCAUUUCGAGUCAAUGCGGGACCAGUACAUGCCUAUGUUGCUAUUCCGGGCGAAAAAACAUGUUACCUUUCAGAACUAAAAUCAGGGAAAGAAGUAAUUGUGGUUGACCAGAAGGGCCAGCAACGAAAUGCAAUUGUUGGAAGAGUAAAAAUCGAAACCAGACAACUAAUUCUUGUGGAAGCAAAGCAAGAUUCAGUUGCUCAAACUCAUUACAGCAUCCUUCUGCAGAAUGCAGAGACAGUUGCCUUAGUUUCUUCGUGCCAAGCAGGAAAUGAGGUGGCAAAGGCUAUUCCAGUGAGCUCACUAAAAGUUGGAGAUGAAGUUGUUUUGAGAGUACAGGGUGGGGCUCGACACACUGGAAUAGAAAUUGAAGAAUUUAUUGUCGAAAAUUAGGAAAGACAUAUGGCUUCUUAAGUGAAAUUUGAAUAAGUUUCAAUUAGUUGCACCAGAGAAAAGAAGAAAUUUCAUUGGAAGGAAGUAUUUCCUUAUUUUUUUUAUUUCUUUUUCAUUCUUUGUCCAAUGAAGUGUUAAAAUGGUAGUGUAUAGCUAUAUUUUAACACACUUAUUACUCCAAUAAUGUUAUAAAAAAUGUGCUAAAUUUAAGUCAGACUAAAA
Messenger RNA from Cannabis sativa, 1614 nucleotides. RefSeq lists its product as uncharacterized. NCBI's taxonomy places the organism in Eukaryota, Viridiplantae, Streptophyta, Magnoliopsida, Rosales, Cannabaceae. Gene Ontology annotation, biological process: aromatic amino acid biosynthetic process. Bases 118 to 1392 code for a protein of 424 amino acids. The record is from RefSeq and is a predicted model, not a curated record. Gene Ontology annotation, molecular function: 3-dehydroquinate synthase activity; oxidoreductase activity. The transcript has 10 exons.